Serpula lacrymans var. lacrymans S7.9 is the source of this 369-nucleotide messenger RNA. RefSeq lists its product as uncharacterized. Lineage: Eukaryota; Fungi; Basidiomycota; Agaricomycetes; Boletales; Serpulaceae. The record is from RefSeq and is a predicted model, not a curated record. The transcript has a single exon. Gene Ontology annotation, molecular function: aspartic-type endopeptidase activity. Gene Ontology annotation, biological process: proteolysis. The annotation marks the transcript as partial.
AUGAAGCAAUGCGAUUGUAAUAUUUAUGAUACUACCGCUGCACCAGCAUCUCCUUUGGAGCGUGGCCCCGGCGAGACAAACACUAGGGUGCUUGAUUCUGGUAAAAAUAAAAUAGAAAAACAUGUUUCUUUCGAUACUUCUUCUUCUUCUCUGGAGCCACCCUUUCCCAAAAUCCCAAGGUGUGUGUUGAUGCACACAUAUUUAUUCCAAAAGGAAAUUUGUUUAGACGUUGGUGUGGAAAACCUUGCCCGGGGCAUAGUACACCCAACAAGCGCACUGCUUGAUUCAGGCGCUAACAGAAUCUUCAUAGACCAGGACUGGGCGGAGCAGAUUGGACUCCCCCUUGUAAAAUUAGAUGUAUCUAUUCCC